CGCUCGCCCACGCCCCCAGCCCCCAACCGAUCCAAGAGAAACCUUCUCGCCUCCGCGGGACGAUUCGCCAGGGAGAGCAAAGGUAGCAGAGGCGCCAUGGACGCUGCCAAGUCGGUGACGCCGGGCGCCGUGUCAUACAUCCUGGCGCACCCGUCUACGGGCUCCGAUGGCGCCGUGUCGGAUCUCGUCGUUCAGGUCCUCGAUCUCAAGUCCAUCGGCAUGGGCAGCCGGUUCAGUUUCACGGCAACCGAUGGGAACGACAAAAUCAAGGCGAUGCUCCCCACUUACUUUGCGUCGGAGGUCCACUCCGGCAAUCUGAAGAAUUUCGGUCUCAUCCGCAUCCUCGACUACACUUGCAACUCCGUCAAAGGCAACGCUGACAAAGUCCUGAUUGUCGUCAAAUGCGAGACUGUGUGCGAAGCGCUCGAUGCCGAGAUCAACGGCGAGGCCAAGAAAGAGGAUCCUCCAAUUGUGCUGAAGCCUAAAGACGAAGGCUCAGUCGUGGCUGAGGAAACAAAUUCUCCCCCACUCGUGAUGAAGCCUAAGCAAGAGGUGAAGUCCGCGUCCCAGAUCGUGACUGAGCAGCGUGGAAAUGCUGCUCCUGCCACGCGCCUUUCCAUGACAAGGAGGGUCCAUCCCUUGAUCACUCUGAACCCCUACCAGGGUAACUGGGUCAUUAAGGUGCGGGUCACGAGCAAAGGCAAUCUCAGAACCUACAGGAAUGCUCGUGGAGAAGGCUGCGUCUUCAACGUAGAACUUACUGAUGAGGAUGGCACCCAGAUCCAGGCCACCAUGUUUAACGAGGCUGCAAAGAAGUUCUAUCCAAUUUUUGAGCUGGGAAAGGUCUAUUAUGUCUCAAAAGGAUCUCUUAGAAUUGCCAACAAGCAGUUCAAGACAGUCAAAAAUGACUAUGAGUUGUCACUAAACGAGAAUGCUAUUGUUGAAGAAGCAGAGGGGGAGACUUUCCUUCCACCAGUGCAAUACAACCUUGUCAAGAUUGAUCAGCUAGGACCAUACGUCGGUGGCAGGGAGCUUGUAGAUAUUGUUGGUGUGGUUCAGAGCGUAUCUCCCACACUCAGUGUUAGGAGAAAGAUUGACAACGAGACAAUACCGAAGCGUGAUAUUGUUGUAGCAGAUGACUCUGGCAAAACUGUUACUAUUUCUCUCUGGAAUGAUCUUGCUACUACGACUGGCCAAGAGCUUUUGGACAUGGUUGACAGUUCGCCUGUUGUUGCGAUAAAGAGCCUAAAAGUAUCUGACUUCCAAGGCGUAUCUCUUUCAACUAUUGGCAGAAGUACUCUCGAGAUUAAUCCUGACCUGCCUGAGGCUAAGAAUCUGAAGUCCUGGUAUGACUCUGAAGGCAAAGAUACUUCACUGGCACCAAUCAGUGCAGAAGUGGGUGCCACACGCGCUGGUGGUUUCAAGUCCAUGUAUUCUGAUAGAGUUUUUCUGUCUCACAUCACCAGUGAUCCUGCUAUGGGCCAGGAAAAGCCUGUUUUCUUCAGUCUGUACGCCAUCAUAAGCCACAUCAAGCCUGAUCAGAAUAUGUGGUACCGUGCUUGCACGACCUGUAACAAGAAGGUGACUGAAGCUUUUGGGUCUGGAUACUGGUGCGAGGGGUGCCAAAAGAAUUACUCUGAGUGCUCGCUGAGAUACAUCAUGGUGAUCAAGCUCUCCGAUCCCACUGGCGAGGCUUGGGUGUCUGUGUUCAAUGAGCAUGCAGAGAAGAUCAUUGGCUGCAGCGCCGACGAGCUUGAUCGGAUCAGGAAAGAGGAGGGGGACGACAGCUACGUUCUCAAGCUCAAGGAAGCCACCUGGGUUCCUCACCUGUUCCGUGUCAGCGUCACGCAGCAUGAAUACAUGAACGAGAAGAGGCAGAGAAUCACCGUGAGGGGUGAAGCACCGGUCGACUUCGCAGCUGAGUCCAAGUACUUGCUUGAAGAGAUCGCGAAGCUCACCGCUUGCUAGAAGACGCAGUCUUUCUGGUGGUUCUUGAAGGACUGGCCCCCGAUGUCUCCCUCGCAGUUUUUCUUUUGAGCUCCAGUAACUUGAUUACUGUUCUGUGUGUUGCUCUCACUGGGUUUUAGCACUUCUGUAAGGUAUAUGUAGAUGCUAGAUUACCUUGGUGUCAAGGAACAGAUGCUAUGAUAAGCCUUGCAAAAUUGCAGUUCCAAUUCCGUGUAUCUGCAACUUUGAGCAAAUAGGAAAAGAUUAUGAGUACUGAUUGAUGAUGUUAGGUCGCUGC
This is a messenger RNA of Zea mays, 2245 nucleotides long. Its product is annotated as Replication protein A DNA-binding subunit. Gene Ontology annotation, biological process: DNA recombination; DNA repair; DNA replication. Gene Ontology annotation, cellular component: nucleus. Gene Ontology annotation, molecular function: DNA binding. Lineage: Eukaryota; Viridiplantae; Streptophyta; Magnoliopsida; Poales; Poaceae. The record is from RefSeq and is marked provisional. The coding region runs from base 97 to 1968 and encodes 623 amino acids. The transcript is spliced from 12 exons.